Molecule: messenger RNA, 1024 nt
Organism: Vitis riparia (riverbank grape)
Lineage: Eukaryota; Viridiplantae; Streptophyta; Magnoliopsida; Vitales; Vitaceae
Product: alkylated DNA repair protein ALKBH8 homolog
Exons: 4
Coding region: 41-823 (260 amino acids)
Biological process (GO): DNA damage response; fatty acid metabolic process
Cellular component (GO): mitochondrial matrix
Source: RefSeq, a predicted model, not a curated record
UCCAAAAGGCCUCCGUGAAGCAACAGCAAAGACUCAAAAAAUGGAGGAGAAGCAGAAGAUACUUCUUGAGGCCGUGUUUGGCGAAUCAUCCGACAGCGAAGACUCCGAUCACCAUCCGCAGAAUCGGUUGGAGGACUCUUCAAUCCAUCCCGAGAAAAACCCUAGCUGGGAACCCAUCAGCGAGAUCAACGGCCUAUGGCUCUGCAGAGAUUUCCUCUCUCCGCAAGACCAAUCCUCCCUUCUCUCCGCAAUCGAAAAAGAAGGAUGGUUCAGUCAAGCCUCUCAUAAUCAGGCUAUGAGGUUUGGAAACCUUCCUGAGUGGGCAACUGAACUCUCUCAUUCCAUUCGUGAGGUGGUGCUUUUUAGCGAUUAUGUUUCUGAACACAUGGACUCAGUGACCUGUGAUGGGGAUAAGAAAGGCUGCCUCUUGCCAUCUGAAAUAUUGUGGAGAGAGCCCCUUUUUGAUCAACUAAUCUUAAAUGUAUACCAACCAGGUGAGGGUAUCUGUCCACAUGUUGAUCUCAUGCGCUUUGAAGAUGGAAUUGCCAUUGUUUCUCUGGAGUCAUCAUGCAUUAUGCAUUUCACCCAUGUUGAUGAUACAGAGGCUUGUGACAGUGGAAGGGAAGGAAGAAACUAUUCGUCCAUGACAAAGAUUCCUGUUUAUCUGACCCCAGGAUCUCUAGUUCUGAUGUCGGGAGAAGCUCGCUACUUCUGGAAGCAUGAGAUAAAUCGCGAGCCAGGAUUCCAGAUAUGGGAAGGGCAGGAAAUUGAUCAGAAGAGGAGAACCUCUAUAACACUGAGGAAGCUCUGCAAAAUUGAGUAGUGUCUUCAUUCCUCCACCCAUUUGCCCAUUUCAGGGAUUACCAGUUCCAUAAUUGUAUUCCAAAAUGUUUGUUUGUCUGCAAUCCCAAUUUCAAAUCUGCAGAAACUAGGGUUUGAGAUUUUGAACUGCAUACCUGUAUCAAAACUAAAAUGACAAAGCCACAUUCAUAUUGCAGAAGAGAAAAUUGAAGUUUUCAGAUGU